UGAGUGCUCAUGAGCUGCCUCCCACACACAUUAGCCUCUUAGCAUGUUAGCUAGAGCUGGCAGGCUGACUAAUCACCAGGUCUUAAGCCCUGUAUUGGACUAACGCACCACAACGAGAGGAUAACAGACCUCUGCAGCUCUCCACCUGACCACAGGCUGCCUCCCUCUCCGCGUCUGCCCUGUUACCUCAGCAGCCAUUUCACAGGAGUGAGCAGAGGUAAUCAGACACCUGUGGUGUCGGUCUCUGCAGGUCUCCUCCCAGGAAGGGAGGAACCUGAAGGGAGGCGUCCCCAGACUGGGUAGACCAGAAAGACACUUUUCUGUUUUUUUUUUUCUCCAACCUGCGGGAUAUUUUUUCUCACACAGAGGCACACAGGACUUUCCUGUAUGCUGGGACACAAGUUAGAGAAACUACAGGAACAGUUUGGUCAUGGAUUCCACAGUGUAUACCAGCAAAUAGAAGGGACUUGCAACUUAAUGGAUAACACCGCUCAACUUGCCGGAACAGUUGGGAACAGUUCUGUGGAAGGCAGGUGAACUCUGCUCCCCUGUUCUCCCAGGAAGCUUACAGCAGGACAUGCUUCCCGCCGGUGAACAGCUCGAUUUCAUUUGCAGCGUCAUGGGAAUCCUGCUCACACUGACGAGACCGAACUGUACUAAUGACAACGUGCUGUACUGUCAGUAGUACCGUGAUCUAAUGAGUCUACUAUAUGCAACCUGUUUGCUUGUCACCAAAGGGGAAUACAGGGUAGUGUUGUUGAAUUUGGUGUGCUCCUGGAGAAGGUAAGGGGAGCUGGGGAGAUUUGUCUGUACAAAGGCCUUUUGUUCCCAGUCAGUGGCAGAAGUGGAAUAGGAGCAGCUUGGAUAACUGGAGGUGGGGGAGAUGUUCCUUUUGUGACAUUUUCAUUGGACACUUUACCGGAGCUGCUACCUGUUUCGGUUUGCCUCGCUUCACUUUCAGAUUGAACAAAAAUGGACAGUGCAAGUAAGAACUCGGGGCCUGCGGAGCAGCCCACUGGUUCCCUCCUGAAUGCCUUAAGCUUUGGUUUCUUUCGCCGAGAUCAAUCUGCCUCUUCUGAUAUACCAUCAGCCAGGCUGACGUCUUUCAAGGAGUUGCCAGAUGGGGAGAAUCCUCUUCCUGCAGAUGAGAAUAGUGAGCUCCAAGAUAUCCAUCAGGAUGAUGGUACUGCUUCCUGUGAUACACGGCAGAGGGCUGAAUCAUCAGAAAGCUACAAGGAGUCUUCCGACCAGGUUAAAACGGCAACUGGAGCCUCAGUUGACCCUGAUCUGGUCCAGGUCACCAGAGUUGAAACAUACAGUGACACAGAAAAUGAGGACGAGAGCACAACCGGCAGCAGCUCUAGACUGUUAGAGACGAUUGCCAGGGCCAGGAAAAAUACCCUACCUGCUCAGGACAAUAACAAAGUGGACUAUGGUGAUGGAUAUGAGCUUAAAGAGUCCGGUGAGGCAGAUGAAGAGUAUCAAAUUCCUUCGUUUAGAACUCACAACGUUAGGGAGAGGUCCUUAGUAGAAUCCAUUUUAUUUAAGACCAGCAGGUUCAGCGGCAAAUCGGGCUCAAAAACAGCCGAACAGGGUGAUGACUGUAGUCUCAAGGAGAGCCCAUCAACCAUGCAUGCGGAUGUAGAAAAAUCCAGUGCUAGAAAGAUUAGUGACGACAAUGUGAGGGCAGAUGAGAGCGACGAGUAUACUGCGGUAGACUGUUCUCUGCCUGUUCCUUCCAUCAUCUCUGGGCAUCUGACUUUGGAGGAUGCUGGCUGUAAUUCCACCAUGGCCUCUCCAUUAAGGCAGAUGGAGGACUUGGAUCAUAUACAAAAGGAGGAACCAGAUGAAUCUCAUUACAGACUGGUGUCCUCUACUGUUCCCCUCAGCCCGGAAACCCCAGAGGAGCAGUCAGACUCUACAGGUGUCACAAAUCAAACCACGGUUCUGCCAUCUACACCUAAAGAGUCACCCGUUGACUUUCAGCCAAGUGCCACAACCUCUCCAAACACGCCGCCGCCAGCUUCAUCCAUUACCCGCUCCCCUAACUCUUCCACUUCGUCCCCAUCCAAGGGCACGUCGCUCUCUCCGUCCCCUUCCUUCCAGAUGCCGGCUCUCUUCAGUGGGCUGCGGGUGCUGAAGAAAGGAGCAGUUGGGGAAGAAAGGGAGACGAUGUCCGAGAUCAAGCAGAGGGAGAAGGAUGCUGACCUGGCCCUGCUCAACCUGAAGAAGUCGGUAAACAAGGCCAAGCUCUACCCUGAGCAGAAGACGGUCUCUCCGACCAAGAAACUCCCAGAUGCUAAACCCGCCACAGGAACUAAAAGCCUUGUGAUGGGACAGCUGAGUCACCUGCUCGGCCGAGACAGCCAAGAUGAGACCAAGAAGUCUGACAGUCGGGAUGAUGAUGAUGAUCCAAACACGAAAAAAGACACUAAAAAGUCUGAGGAGGGAAAGGAUGUGGAUCCGAAAGGCAACAAAGAGUCAGAGACCGGAGAAGAGGUUGUGGGUGAGAAACCUGCAGGCGCAGAAGCCCCAGCAUCCACGCCGGAGAAAAAGAAAACCUCAGACCUGGCUUAUGAAACUUUCAGGAACAUCUUUGGCCCCAAAGCUGUCAAAAAGGAAAAAAUGGAAGAUGUGGAUCUGGAAGCGGUGAAAAAGAAAAUCAAGACUGACAAGGAAAAUCUAAGGUCCAUUUUUGAGAGAGCCUCCAAAUCCCCUGGCAAGGACAGGAGUCCCACAGAGGCUAAUACGGAGGUCACGUCUCCAGCUGACAGCGAGGACCGGACUCCAGGUCGUCUGCAGGCUGUGUGGCCUCCACCCAAAACCAAGGAUGAAGAAGAGAAGGUGGGGCUCAAGUACACCGAGGCAGAGCACCAGGCUGCCCUCUUGCAGCUGAAGAGAGAGUGCAAAGAAGAGCUGGAGAGGAUGCAUUCUGACUUUGAGCUCCAGCUCUUCCAACUGCGAGGUGAGAAUGCGGUCUCAAUAUCACAUCUCGAAGGGAUUAUUGCCAAGAUGCAGAGAGACAGAGGGUAUAAUGCGGGCCAGGAGCGUGGCGAGGUCCGCGACGUUGCUGUGUCCACGGCAGAUGACCCGAUCGGCAAGAUGUUCCGCAACGUGAGCAUCCAGACGGACAGGGAGACCUUCAUCAAGAGCCCAGAGGGUACCCAGAGCCCCAGCCAGAACAUACCCAAAAAACUCAACCUGGACUCUAUCGGACUAAAUCUAAACGCUGGAACGGCCCCGGGGCCUCCUGGACCACCACCUCCACCUCCACCUCCUCCCCCUCCUCCCCCUCUCCCACCAGGCCUCUCAGGACCUCCACCACCACCGCCUCCUCCUCCACCUCCUCCCCCUAUGCCAGGCAGCAUGGGAGCCCCGCCACCGCCCCCACCACCCCCACCUCUCCCUGGUGGCGGUCCGCCACCCCCACCGCCUCCGCCUCCCCCUCCUGGCCUACCUGGAGCUGGUCCACCUCCUCCUCCCCCUCCUCCAGGCGGUGGCCUGCCACCUCCUCCCCCUAUGGGGGGCUUCAGUCUAGGCCAGCAGGAGAAGGCCCCACGGAAACCUGCCAUUGAGCCGGCCUGUCCCAUGAAGCCUCUGUACUGGAGCAGGAUACAGAUACAGGACAAUAACAACAACACACUCUGGGGUUCUUUGGAGGAACCAAACAUCACCAACACCAAUGAGUUUGAGGAUCUUUUCUCCAAGGCCACGCUGCAGCCGAAGAAGAAGCCCCUGUCGGACACCUACGAGAAAAAGGCCAAAACUAAGAAGCUCAUCAAGCUCCUGGAUGGAAAGCGUUCGCAAGCAGUUGGCAUCCUCAUAUCAAGCCUGCACCUGGAGAUGAAGGACAUCCAGCACGCUGUUCUCACUGUGGACAACUCUGUGGUGGAUUUGGAGACCAUCGAGGCUUUAUAUGAAAAUAGAGCCACCAGCGAUGAGAUGGAAAAGAUAAUGAGGCACUUUGAGAAGGCGAAAGAAGAUGAAGUCAAACUGCUGGACAAACCUGAACAGUUUCUCUAUGAGCUCUCCCAGAUUCCCGACUUUGUGGGCCGAGCCCAGUGCAUCAUCUUUCAGUCGGUGUUCCUCGAUACCAUCUCCUCCAUCCGUCGCAAGGUGGACAUCAUCUCGAAUGUCUGCAAAGAUCUCUUGGAGUGUAAACGUUUGCGGGAUAUUUUGGGUCUUAUUCUGGCCUUUGGGAACUACAUGAACGGAGGGAACAGGACAAGAGGUCAGGCGGACGGCUUUGGGCUGGAGAUCCUCCCGAAACUAAAGGACGUCAAGAGCAGGGAGAAUCACAUGAAUCUGGUGGAUUAUGUCGUUUUAUACUACCUGCGUAAUUUUGACAAGCACGCCGGAACAGAUAAGAGUGUGUUCCCUCUGCCAGAGCCUCAGGAUUUCUUCCAGGCUGCUCAGGUGAAGUUUGACGACCUCACCAAGGACAUCAGGAAGCUGAAGAGAGACCUGACAGCUCGAGAAAAAGACGUGCAGAAGGUGUGUGCCAACUCGUCGGAGGACAACCUGCAGCCCUUUAAGGAGAAGAUGGAGAGAUUUCUCACCUCUGCUCAAACGGAGCACUCGUCUGAAGAGGACCGACUCAAUGCAGCACAGAAAAGUUUCCAGGACAUGGUGAGUUACUUUGGGGUGAAGCCAAAGUCCGGGGAGAAAGAAGUGGCGCCGAAUUACGUUUUCAUGCUCUGGUACGAGUUCUGCAACGACUUCAAGAACACCUGGAUAAAACAGAGCAAGAACAUCUCCAAGGAGAGGUUGAAGGAAGCUCAAGAAAACAUCAAGAAGAUCACAGCGGAGAAGAGAGUCGAAACCAAGAAGAUCAACGCCAACAGUCUGAAAGAGAGGCUGCGGCAGAAGGAAGCUGGCGUGCCAUCCAGUUGAGCGAAAUGGCGCAGCGGAAGAAGAAACGAGUGGUGGAGAUCAGAACAUGUGCAGGCUUCAUCUCUCCUGCAGUUUUCCACCUGCCUCAACAACAACAACAAACCUCCCUUUUUCCCGUAUGGACUCACAAUGAAAACCUCUUACUACCCGUACUGCCGUAUCUCUGCCCUACUAUAACAGUACUAGACACCCACCCCCAGCCCCCCCAUCUCCCACCCCCACCUCUACGCUCCACCACCCUCACAUCGAGCUCCGUCUGUCUGCUGAACAGAUAAGAAGCCGGGCCUGCAGCGAGGGAUGCAUGGCUGACACAGCCCCAAGUGAUGAGAGUCUUAAAGGCCAAAGGUCGAUCUCAUUCAUCCAGCGCGGCGUGACCUCUGAGCGCCCGGCUUGUGAAAGGUCUCAAGGGGUCAGCGGGAGUGCCAGCUGACACGUCCACCAAUGGUUCCUUGUGAGGAGCCAUUUUCUUUUCUGGACUGUAGACGUUACAUCAGACAGCAGAAUGAUGAAGCUCCUACAUAUCCUAAGUGUUAAGAUGUAUCAGAUAGAGCUGCCUGAGGGGAAAAUGCCUCUCUCUCUCUGUGGAAACAGUGUAAAAGAAAAAAAAAAAAAAAAAAGCAGUUCCCAGUGUCUGUUUUGCUGUAGCGAGUAGCUUUUCAUUCACCACGGCUCCUUAAGAGUCUUGUAAAUAUGUCAUGUUGUGGAAUCGGCAGGGAAGCGUGCGUUAUGCGGUGAUAUGCGCUGAUGAAGACGCGGCGUUGGGUCUAAAAACGUGUGUGGAGGUUUCCACUGUAUCGUGUAGCACUGCACCAGGCUGACCUCUCCUGGGUGACGGCCAGAGAAGAGAAGAAGCUGGCAGCGAGCCUCGGGCCCCCAAACACACACACACACACACACACACACACACACACACACACGUAAAAACAAGUUUUAAACCCAACAUAUUAAACGUACGUCAUGAAAACGUAAUCUUCCGUCGAGCGCUGUGCAUCACAUUAUGUCCGGCACACGUUUAAGCACUUUAGCUGUACGUCGCUAUAAGUCGCACUUCCAUGUUUAUGCUAGCCGCGUGCUUUAUUUCGGAUUGUCUUGCACUUUUUUGCACCUCUUUCCCUAUGCAAGCAUAUGGUUUCCUUGUUAAACAGAUCAAAUGAAUUGUAUUGUGAGAUGAUGAAAUGCUAUUAGGGUUUUGUGUUUAUUUUAUUUCUAAAAAGGUGAAUUGCGCUCAUAUUUCUUUUUUGCAAAUGUAAGAUUUAAACACACGCCUGUAAGAUUCAAGAAUCGUCUAUUUAUGUAAGGAGAAAUGUAUUUUAUGCCAAAAGAAAAUCAUCAGCUUUGUUCCCCUCAAGGCUGUAUUUUUUAUGAGUUGUAAUUGAAGCUGCCUGAUCAAUGAAUGAUAUAUUUUCACACGGAUGUUACAUGUAUGUUGUGCUCACCGAUUUACAGAAAAUGGAGGAAUCUGCACCGAACGAUGACCUUUGUGCGUGUUAUUUUUGGAGAGGGUCAAAAUGUUUGAGCAUAUCAUCUGAAGCCAUGCAAGUCGUUGUACCUCAGACAGACUUCCAGUAUCAGACUAUCCGUAAAUCUGCACCUUGAAUUACUUUUAUACCCUCCGAAGUCUCGUGCCAUUUAUUUUCUAUAAAGAAAUAGAUAUUUCAUAACUUUAAAAUGCUUUGUUUCACUUCAGAGGGUUUGAAAACCACAAACAAAGAUGAAAUGAGCUCAAGGAACUGCUGUAGCCUCUACCUAUAUAUAUGUAUGUAUGUAUGUAUAUCGGUUCAUGUAACCUUCAGUAGCUCUCAUGUAGGUGCUCUGUAAUUUUAUGGAAUUGUUUUAAAUUUCAAGAAUAAACAACUGGAUGCCCAA
Molecule: messenger RNA, 6759 nt
Organism: Acanthopagrus latus (yellowfin seabream)
Lineage: Eukaryota; Metazoa; Chordata; Actinopteri; Spariformes; Sparidae
Product: formin-like
Exons: 17
Coding region: 973-4893 (1306 amino acids)
Biological process (GO): actin nucleation
Cellular component (GO): actin filament; nucleus; cytoplasm
Molecular function (GO): microtubule binding
Source: RefSeq, a predicted model, not a curated record